CAGCCGCAUGCUGGUGCAAACUUAUUUUUGAAGGCAUUUUAAAGAGGAAGUACAUAAGAGGAAGGGUGCAUUUUGUACAUUGUUACUUGUAUGCUGCUUCUGUAGUUCGGAAAACGAACGCUUCUGAGAACAUUGUGACGGGGUUGACUUGAGAAAACAAUUUGUGGAACACAUUUAAAAUGCAUAUCAUCUCUUGCUGUACAAUCCUCUUUAUUUUGACAUGUCGUGUACAGACAAAUGAAAAUGACACACACAAUGACUGGAAAAUCACCUUCAAUCCACCAGAAGUGACCGCCGUUUCAGGAUUAUGCGCUCUCAUUUCAUGUACCUUCAUUCACCCAGACAAAGAUCAAGCUCAAAUUGAUCAGGAAAAUGUGUGUAAUAAUCCAACUGAAUGUAAGAAUGAAACUGAGAUACAAAUCGAAGGAAAACAGCUAUUUGAAACAGAACAGAUUAAGUUGCUUGAACCUGAUCUGACCAAAUACAACUGCAGCAGAAUCAUCAAAGAAAUAAAAGAAGAUGAAAGAGAAAUUGUUUUCAAAAUUGUGCAGAAUAAAAAAACUUUAUCUAAAGCCAGUGUCAAAAUCAUCAUUCAAGACGAGCCUAUAAUGAAGAUUCCUCCUCUCAGAGAGGGAGAGAAGGCCGAUCUGACAUGUUCAGCUCCUUUUCCUUGUCCUGAAACUUCUCCAAAUAUAACAUGGUGGAUCAGGAAAAGAGGGGGAAACAUCACUGAUCUAAAGGACAACAUCACUCUGAGCACCUCCGAAAGCCUUUACCUCUCAACUUUGACCUUAACUCCAACCUCUGACGAUCACAAUGCCACUGUAGGAUGUAACAUGAGCUACGGAAGCAAAAUCAUCAGUACAAAUAGGACCCUCAACUUCACGUCUGUAAAGAAUCUAAAUCAAGUGAUGGAAGGUGGCACUCUCAGACUGAACUGCACUGUUGAGAGUCACCCACCAUCAUCUGAUCCUGUAUGGAGUUUCAAUGGAAACAUAGAAAUAUUCAUGAACCAAACGUCUGCUGGAUCUGUGACGAUAACCAACGUGACAAAGGAGCAUGCUGGGGUUUACAGCUGUAUGAGGACAUAUCAGAACAAGACCCUGAAUGCACUCAUCACUAUCAAUAUCCUUAGUGUUACAACUGAUUCAAAAGUGAACGAGUCCUCCAGUCCUAAAGGUAAAAACAACACACAGAAUGACAUCACUAGUACUACAGGUAUAAUAGAUUUCUUGAAGAACUGGGACAUCCCAAAGAUAGUCACAUUCGUGGCAGGAAUGGUGUGUUCGGCGCUCAUCUUCUCAGUGGUUUUGUGUUGUUGUGUGUCUUGCCACAGAGGCAAAAAACACAAAGUGCCAAUUACAAAUCCGGACACUGAGGUUAAUUUGGAGAUGGUGCAGACAGAUACAGCUCAGACUGGAACAAAUGAGGAAACACCUCUUCAGGGACAGCUUAAUGGUGGGAACCCAAACACGACUGGAGUGACAGACGGAGCAGAAGAGGAUGAAGCAGUCAGGAUGGAGGGAAAAGAGGUCGACUACGCCAGCAUUGACUACUCCCUUCUAAAGGACAGACCGCCUGAGGAGGAAGAGAAGGAACCAACUGACACAGACUACGCUGAGAUCAAGAAGGACAAGAUAGGAGAUGGGAAGCAAAAGGAAGUCCUUCAGGAUGGAGAUGACCAGAUUGAAACACAAGACCAGAUGGAGGGAGAGGAGACACGUUAUUCUAACUCAGAGGAGCUGAAAAUUUAAGGAUCUACACUCAACAAUACGACAAUUUGUAAGAUCAUUUUUACAUAUAAAGUUCAGAUGCUUAAGAAGUAUAAAAUGUAUUUUUUUUAGCUUUAAUGUGUAUAGCAUUUAUAGUUGGUAAUUGCAACAUAUGACACUUCAUUUGAUUAUUCUCGAACAUCUGUUUAUUUUAUUUCUUUUAUUGCGUGAAAACAUAAAUUUCCCAUUUUUUGCAAGUUAUUAUUAUUUUUUGUUUCUAUAUGCUUUUAAUGUGCAUUUAAUGAUGCUUCUGAGCUUUCUGAAACUGUUGCAAACUAAUCUGAGUAAAUUAAAUAAAGUUGCUUUUAUUGGUACAAAA
Molecule: messenger RNA, 2091 nt
Organism: Carassius gibelio (silver crucian carp)
Lineage: Eukaryota; Metazoa; Chordata; Actinopteri; Cypriniformes; Cyprinidae
Product: myeloid cell surface antigen CD33
Exons: 9
Coding region: 180-1754 (524 amino acids)
Source: RefSeq, a predicted model, not a curated record